AUGAGCUGACGAAGGACUGGUCAGAGAGCUGGAGGGACAAGAAGGAGCUGUUGGAACAGUACAGUGUGGAUAUCAACAGAGACCGGGGUGGGUUCCUCAUCCACUCCCUGUUACCACAUCUCAUUACCCUGGACCGGGAUGUACUCAGCACCGGGGUCACCUUCUAUCACCUCAGGGAGGGGGUAACAAGGAUUGGACCUCAGGACAAACUGUUGAAUCACAAAUAGACCUCCAGGGCGGCACCACCUGUGAGAUAGAGAACCAGUCUGGGGUUGUGACCCUGAGGCCGCUGCCAGGGACUGUCUGCAUGAUCAAAGACAGGGAGGUGACGGAGCCCUGCAGACUGGCACAAGGGACCUUGAUCACUCUUGGAGGUGUCCACAAGUUCCGUUUCAACCACCCAGCAGAGGCUGAGGUCAUGAGAGAACGGAGACGGGCCAGUGAAGGUGCACUGAACUGCAGCUACAAUGAUUUUCAAGCCUUGACCUCUGAUUCCAGGGCUGGAGGAGAGGCAGUCCAGGGGCAGACGGGUGACCGUGAGGCUGAGGGUAAGGAGCCUCCCCCCAGGCAGCAGUGUGUUGUGGACCAGCUGCGGUGCGUGGAGGAGCAGAGGGGGUAUGUGGAGUGUCUACGCCAAGAAAUCCAGACUGAACAGAGACGAGCUGAGAGAGAUCUAGAGAGAGAACAGGCCCGUCUGAGACAACGACACACUGACAGUGAGUACACCUCUACUUAAAUAUAGGCUACAGUGCUAAAUACAUAGGACAUACUUUGAGAGAAUAGCUUAAAUAUUUAUUUAUUAUAUGUGUCUCUGUACAAUUAAGUUAUACAAGGAAAUGAUCACUUUUUGUAUGUGCAUGUUAAAUAUGCUCUGUUUUAUCUGCCUUCAGUCCAGCAGUGGAUCUUACAAGAGAAGCAGCGUCUGGCAGCUAUAACAUUAGAGGAAAGAGGAACUCAGGAGUUUAGUGUACAGACCGAUCCUUUACAGACCGAUCCUUUACAGGCCGAUCCUUUACAGGCCGAUCCUUUACAGACCGAUCCUUUACAGACCGAUCCUUUACAGACCGAUCCUUUACAGACCGAUCCUUUACAGACUGAUCCUUUACAGGCCGAUCCUAUACAGACUGAUCCUAUACAGACUGAUCCUAUACAGACCG
Molecule: messenger RNA, 1157 nt
Organism: Oncorhynchus kisutch (coho salmon)
Lineage: Eukaryota; Metazoa; Chordata; Actinopteri; Salmoniformes; Salmonidae
Product: stAR-related lipid transfer protein 9-like
Exons: 6
Coding region: 308-736 (142 amino acids)
Source: RefSeq, a predicted model, not a curated record